Molecule: messenger RNA, 1235 nt
Organism: Arabidopsis lyrata subsp. lyrata
Lineage: Eukaryota; Viridiplantae; Streptophyta; Magnoliopsida; Brassicales; Brassicaceae
Product: ADP-ribosylation factor 1-like 2
Exons: 7
Coding region: 324-902 (192 amino acids)
Biological process (GO): vesicle-mediated transport; intracellular protein transport
Cellular component (GO): cytoplasm
Molecular function (GO): GTP binding; GTPase activity
Source: RefSeq, a predicted model, not a curated record
UUCAUUAUUUUGCUAUAUUAUUAGUAUUAUAUUAAUAUAUAAUAUCAGAAAAUGGAGAAGGAUGUUGGAAGUAAAGUAAUUUGAAAAAAAAAAUGAAAAAUGAAAGGAAUAUGAAUAUUCCGUUGAAGACUUGCUCCUGAAAUCGUUUGGACCGAAACGCGUACAAUUAUUCCCUUCAAUUUCUCUGCAAUCUCUUCACCGUCUCCUCUUUCUCCUCCUCCAAAAUCGAUCGUUCGUCGUCGUCGUCUGAUUUUCUCUACGAUUUCUUUUUUCUGUCUAGCUCGGUAAACUAUUUUUUUUUAUUUUUUUUGGGUAUCGGAGCCAUGGGUCAAGCUUUUCGUAAGCUAUUCGAUACUUUCUUCGGCAAUCAAGAAAUGAGGGUCGUUAUGCUGGGGCUAGAUGCUGCUGGCAAAACAACUAUUCUCUACAAGCUUCAUAUUGGAGAAGUUUUGUCUACUGUUCCCACCAUUGGAUUCAAUGUUGAGAAAGUUCAGUACAAGAAUGUGAUGUUCACAGUUUGGGAUGUUGGUGGCCAAGAGAAACUGAGACCUCUUUGGAGGCACUACUUCAAUAAUACUGACGGACUUAUAUAUGUGGUGGAUUCCUUAGAUCGAGAGAGGAUCGGGAAAGCAAAACAAGAAUUUCAGGAGAUCAUAAAAGACCCAUUCAUGCUAAACAGUAUCAUUCUGGUGUUUGCAAACAAACAGGACAUGAGAGGAGCCAUGUCACCUAGAGAAGUAUGUGAAGGGUUAGGCUUAUUUGAUCUCAAGAAUAGGAAAUGGCACAUACAAGGUACCUGUGCUCUUCGUGGAGAUGGGCUUUAUGAAGGCUUGGACUGGUUAUCAUCUACUCUUAAAGAUGUUAAAGCCGCUGGAUUCACAUCGGUUGGCCCCUCGUUUUAACUCUCCCAGGUAUACUUUGAUAUCCAUGGCCAAUGUCUUCUUCUUGGCUUUAGAAAAGGUAACCACGAAGUCAGAAUCUCUGAAGACUUUUUUGUUAAAGAAAGAAUGAUCUUUCUCAUGGUGGCAAUAUUAGACUCAAUUAGACUACUUUUGAAUUUUGAUCAUGCUGCCAUGAAAGCUUCAUUGUAUAUUCUGCUGAUGAAAAUUUGUAUCAUCUGAAAAACCUUCUCUAUGCGGUCAUCUUUGUCCGAUUGAGACUUUGGUAGAUGUAUAUUCAUUCCUUUGAAAUCAUGAUAUAUUUUUUGAUAACAAAUAUAUGUUUUCCCUUCUCUA